Loa loa (African eye worm) is the source of this 450-nucleotide messenger RNA. RefSeq lists its product as hypothetical. The record is from RefSeq and is a predicted model, not a curated record. Lineage: Eukaryota; Metazoa; Nematoda; Chromadorea; Rhabditida; Onchocercidae. The coding region runs from base 1 to 450 and encodes 149 amino acids. The transcript is spliced from 2 exons.
AUGACUGAAAAAUUGGAGUAUUGCGAUGAAUGCUUUCCUGAUAAGGAGAAAUCAAAAAAAAAAAAUGAUAAGCCAUAUAGCAAAAUGCUCAUUCUAAUCUAUCCUAUCUUCUUCAAUUUCAAAUCAAUUCGCAAAGAAAUAAAGAAUUGGAAGGAAGAGGUAAAUGAACAAGUUGAAAAUUUGCAAAUUUUACCAACAAUUUCUGGGAUCGAAAAAUGUCGGAAGAAAAAAUUAUCGCCAUUAUUGUCACCAUUGUCAUCAUCAUUAUCAUCAUCAUCAUCAUCGUUACCACCACUAAUUAUUAUAACUAUUAAUAGUUCUAUCUAUUAUCAUCACUAUCAUUACAACCUUAACAUACAUUUUUCAUUCAUUUUUAUUGUGACAUAUCUGUCAAUCGGAUGGUUCAAAAAAAUUCUUCAAAUUAAAGUUUUUAAAUACCUUUUUAUUUGA